Vitrella brassicaformis is the source of this 1732-nucleotide messenger RNA. The record is from the annotation of a GenBank genome assembly. NCBI's taxonomy places the organism in Eukaryota, Vitrellaceae.
CGGGAGGUUUCGAUGCUGGUCGUACCGAUGCCUCAGGUCGGGGUCAGGACAGCUCAGGGCGGGCUGAGGUGACUUGUUGUCACUGCAAUGCUCCCCAUGUGGAACCGCCUGCAGACCAACGUUACCUGCACACAAAGAAGGGAACGAUUGAUCUCUGGCAGCCACACACACUGCAUGACUGUCAUGUGUGCGGCAAGAGUUUCAGUACCGGUGUGCCGACUCUUGGACGCCUUCCUGACUCCCACCAGUCUGCCGCGGAUCUGUUGAGUCAAGGGCAACCUGCUGGUGCUGUCGAGGCUUCAGAUCAGCCCGACAUUGCUGGUCCCUCUUGCUCGACGGACGAAUCGGAUCGACACACGCCAGACGAUCCACGAACACACAAUGGCCAUCCUGCAGGACGAACAAAUCAACACAUGGGCCAUGAUCCGUUUGCAUCUCCUGUGCAGCCUGCUGUGCAGAUACCUGUUCCACCCGAGGAAGGAAAUCCAACCUUCUGGCUACAACACAAGCGACUAGCACACCUCAAUCGCCGUGACAUGGAUCUGUUGAGAAAAGACCUCGGUGAAGGGCUGCUUGUCUUAAUCUUACCUCCAUCCGACUGGCAAUGCGUUGGAUGCCUGAAGGGUAAAAUGACAGACACACAACGAAUCAGGCACAAGGGCGACACGCAAGCGUCAAUCAGUGCAUCGCGACAUCUCCGGACCACAUCCAAGUUCGAUUCUCGAUGGCUAUCAACACCAUAUGGUCUUCGUGGACGACUAGUCUCGUCGUGUCUGUGGCACCUCUCAAGCGUCGACGCGACGCGCGCACAGGCCUGAAACGAUACAUCGCGGAGGUCGGACACAUCCAGGAGCUCAGAUCCGACGGAGCCAAAGAGCUGUGCGAAGGCAAUCUGCUCCACGCUGCCGCCCAGUUCGGCAUCGCCAAACAAUUCAGCGUCCCUCACGUCUAUGAGCGGAAUGGCGUGGCUGAGAGGAUGAUCCAAACGCUGAACAACACGGCCACAUCGAUCCUCGUGACGGCGAAUCUGCCGAGGGGCUUCUGGCCGUGGGCUGUACGAGCAGCCGCAUAUGUGCGCAAUCGCUGCCCCUGCAGAAGCAACACAACUAGCAAACACCAUAUGAGAUGUGGAAGAACUUCAAGCCCGACCUGCGCAGACUGCGUGUGUUUGGCUGUCUAGCCUACCCGUUUGUGCGCGAGCAUGAGCGAGCCACGAAGUUCAGUCCGAAGUGUAACCCGGCGAUCUUCGUUGGCUAUCAUCCACAGAUGAAGGACGGAUACGUCUUCUGGAUACCGUCUAAAAGACAAAUAAAGGUCACAAACACAGCCACAUUCUUUGAACAUUCGUUCAAUCUACAGACAGGUGUCAAUCCAUACUUCCUACCGAGAGGGGGAAGGAAAUGGCGACACACAUGAGCAGGACGCUCACGAAGCGCCAGACGCCCAAGAAGCGCAAGACGCUCAACCGCAAGACCAGCAACCCGUCGAUGAAGACGCCUUAGAAACACCGCCACUGUCACACCUAGCCCCUGACGGGCCACUCACAGGAAGACUUAUCCCCUUCCCGUCGCCAUCCUUCAACAUGUCUCCGUGUGUUGUCGAGACCGUGCGGUGAAUUACAACUGACGGAGUAAUUGACGGCGUCCAAAAGCCACGUCCGCUCCAGUAGCUCAUUCGUGUCCGCUGAGGGCCCGCGUGAGGCCAUUUGUGUGUCGAGGGGGCAUAGGCAAAG